AGGUUGCUAUGGUGACAGACUAUGGAGCCUUUAUCAAAAUCCCAGGCUGUCGGAAGCAAGAAUGUGGUAUGGAAUCAACAACCAGUUCUCUGAUUCUCUGAUUCUUUGAUACCAAUGAGUUGACCUCUCCCCUUACCUGAGGAUAUUUUUUCAUUGAUUUUUAGAGAGAGGGAAAGGCAGAGAAAAAUAUCGAUCUAUUGGUUGCCUCUUGCAUGCACCCGACCAGGGCCUGGACUGGGGAAGGAGCCUGCAACCAAGGUCUGGUCCAUCGAACUCACAUGUCAUCCUGUCGUGUGGAUAAGCCUUCUGAGAUAGUAGAUGUUGGAGACAAAGUAUGGGUGAAGCUUAUUGGCCGAGAGAUGAAAAAUGAUAGGAUAAAAGUAUCUCUCUCCAUGAAAGUUGUCAACCAAGGGACUGGGAAGGACCUCGACCCCAACAACGUUAUCAUUGAGCAAGAAGAGAGGCGGAGGCGGUCCUUCCAGGAUUACACUGGGCAGAAAAUCACCCUUGAGGCUGUCCUGAACACUACCUGUAAGAAGUGUGGCUGUAAAGGCCACUUUGCAAAGGAUUGUUUCAUGCAACCAGGUGGGACCAAAUACUCUCUGAUACCUGAUGAGGAUGAGGAAAAGGUAGAGGCAAAGGCAGCAGAUUUUGAUAAGGCUGACCCUACAAAGAAUUCUAGGAAAAGAAAGAAGGAAAAGAAGAAAAAGAAACAUAGAGACAAAAAGUCAUCUGACUCUGACAGCUCAGACUCUGAGAGUGAUACAGGCAAGAGGGCAAGGCACACAUCAAAGGACAGCAAGGCGUCAAAGAAGAAAAAGAAGAAGAAGAAGCACAAGAAGAAGCACAAGGAGUGAGAGUGCAGAGUAGAGGGGGUGGCUGAGAGAAGAGGGAUCCAGGAGCCUUGUCCCUUGCAGCCCUGGUUCCUAGACUCAGUAGUGAGGAUAUGGCCUCCCACCCCAUGACUCUCCCACUGGGAGAUGGCUUCCUCUCAUGCUGCAGGGAGCCAGAUGUCAAAAGCAUCUGCCUGAAUGAGUUGUUUCCUUGUCACUCCUGGUCCAUUUGCAAGUGACCCCUGCAGCUCACCCAUCCAUUCACCCAAUUUCCUUCAUUCAGCAGGAGGUCCUUUUACCCUCUCCAGCUGCCACUGCCAGAGCUUGAUUCCUGUAGAGGAGUCCAGGCUAGAGCCAGUUACUGCUCAGGCUGUAGUUGGAGAAUAGUGCCUGGCCCCUCCCUGUUGGUUCCCCCUGGGCUGAUUGGUGGGUGAUUUCUGCUGUAUCCAACACAGGGGCGGAUGGAUGGAGACGGGCAUUCUGAGGGAGAACAUAAGAAGUGGUGCUCACUCUUUCCAUUCCCCCUAACAUGAUUCUGCUAUGCUAGAAGUGACAGCCAGAAACCAUUGUAGUGACUAAGCUUGUGUGUGACAUUCUGCCAGACCACCAAACCAGACAGCUCGAGCUAAGAUCAUUGUUUUACUUGUGUUUAAUACUAUGAGUCAAUGGAUUCCA
Molecule: messenger RNA, 1508 nt
Organism: Eptesicus fuscus (big brown bat)
Lineage: Eukaryota; Metazoa; Chordata; Mammalia; Chiroptera; Vespertilionidae
Gene: ZCCHC17
Product: zinc finger CCHC-type containing 17
Exons: 8
Coding region: 213-857 (214 amino acids)
Biological process (GO): RNA stabilization
Molecular function (GO): RNA binding; zinc ion binding
Source: RefSeq, a predicted model, not a curated record